Messenger RNA from Symbiodinium sp. CCMP2456, 1845 nucleotides. The record is from the annotation of a GenBank genome assembly. Lineage: Eukaryota; Dinophyceae; Suessiales; Symbiodiniaceae.
AUGUGGUCAUUGCUGGUGGCCUGCAGUUUGACCCAGUUGUAUGGCCAGUGCUCGGAGCCCUCCCAAUGCGGCCUGGAUAAUCAAGCCUUCCUUCAGCUUCGUGAAGGUCCGAGUCCGGGCUCGGGCUCGGCAAAGAGUGACGUCCGGAUCCCGGCCAUUUGCCCAUCGCCUCUGUGUCCAGAUCAGAUGGUGGAGGCCCACGCGUCUUCCAACCUGACGAUCCUCUUUGCCUUCCGCUGCCCGGAAGAAGGGCUCAAGAAGUUGCAUCAGGACCUGAUGGAGAUUUCGGAUCCCCAGCACGAGCGCUACGGCAAUUGGCUCAGCAAGCAGGAGGCAGACAGCCUUUGCGACCCGGACAAGACGGUGGUCGAGUCAUGGCUCCGCGACCACAACUUGGCACCAGAGGAGUCGUGGCGCCGACACCUUCAGAUCAUGCUUUCCACGAGCGAGGCCGAGAUGCUUUUCAAAACGAGCAUCCACCGCUACCGACGCGGCAACCGGACGGUGGUGCAGGCCGAAGACUACUUCCUCCCCCGCCAGGUGAAAGAAGUCAUCUCGGCCAUCUACGGCCUGAACGACUUGCCCCUGCGCGAGGCAGCUUCGCCUCCUGUAGCGGAGCCAGCUCCUCAAGCUCAGGCUUCGGAGUCCCCAGGUCUCUUGCAGCAACUACAGAUGCUUCUGGGCUACUUUCCUGCACAAGUGACAACAGCGCUUUAUCCCUGUCUGAAGUGGUUUCCUUCUCUUGUGGGAGAUGUCAGGAAUAGUGACGCUGUUGGACGGCAAUGGCGCGACAACAAAGUUUUCGGUGGCAUUCCAAACCAACCCUCGCCCAUUGCUUUCGAUGUGGAGCCUCCUGUCGCUGCUUUCGUUGCCGGCCCGGACGUCAUCAAGCAGAUGUAUCAGGUGCCUACAGGCAACGCACCGGUGCCUGGAACCAAAGCCACACAGUCCGUUUUGUCUAUCGGCGACAUGUACUCGAUUCCGUUGGCUCGGUGGUACCAGAAGUUCUAUGGUCAAGAAGCCACAGAGGUCCAGGUUUCCGGAGUCAGUUUUGAUAGUACAACGUUGCCGGACUUGGGUGCCACGGAGUCGAACCUCGACAUCCAGAUGAUGGUCGGGGUUGGGCCGAAUAUCCCAACCUACGUGUACGGAGUCCCAAAAGGCUCGCAUCCCAUCAAAGACUUCUUCGCGAAGCUGGACCAAAUGACAAACCCACCACUGGUGAACUCCUUGAGUGUUUCAUUACUUCCAGGUGCAGAAGGUCCAGGUAACGACCAGGUCAUGGAUGGAGAGAUGGACUUGAUGUUUCUUGCAGCGAAAGGUAUUACGGUGGUUGUAGCAUCAGGUGACGACGGUGCGGGGUAUGGCUAUUUACCUGCAGGAGGGCCGGAGAGUUUCCAUGCAAACAGCAACAUCACGGGCGAGUACUUUUUCACAGUUCAGGCUCCAAGCAAAGAAGAUUGCAAUGCCGCCUGCUCCUUCACUCAUCGAGGCCCCCCGCUUUGGCAAUUGACAAACAACAAAUGUGGAGUCUGGUUGUUUCAGGCAACUUCUGGGGCGUGCACUAUGUUCAGUAUGGGCAUGCCGUUUGAGGUGACGACAGGUAACGGAUUUGUCGGAGGCCCAGAGAUUGUCGAUUGGCCGAUGGCGCCAACCUGGCCGACCAUGAGUCCGUGGGUGACUUCCGUGGGCUCCACGGCUCCAUGGCGUAAUGGCAACGUCCUGAACCAGUGGAUGCCAGAAAGGGCAACCAACCUCUUCGGCAGUGGUGGGGGCUUCAUGUGUCCGUAUCAGGACAAAAAAACGAUUCGAGGCAGUAACUGCAUUUCAACGGACAGCAGUUAA